Messenger RNA from Lachancea dasiensis, 4374 nucleotides. The record is from the annotation of a GenBank genome assembly. Lineage: Eukaryota; Fungi; Ascomycota; Saccharomycetes; Saccharomycetales; Saccharomycetaceae.
AUGGGCGGAGAAGCGAACGAUUGCAAAUCUGUCAUUUUCCAAGUGUCACUAAAUUCGUUUGUUUUAUCUAACGUUAAACGAUGCUUACAAAAUUGGAAGGUUCAUAAAUUAGAUCAUUUGUCUACCCGCCAAGAAACAGCUGCUGAGGCGUUAGGACGAGUUCGAGGUAUGGUUCCACCUUUGAUCUACAAAGCUGGCUCACGGGGCCUCAAUAAGGGCCUUUUCCGAACCCUCGCUGUUAGCUUUGGGCCGUCCCCAAGUGUCACUAUUGAAGCUUCUGACGACGGCCAUUCAGAACCCUUGAAAGUCCGUGCACUCAUGCAACAGCUUUCAGAUCAGACUAGAAAAUACGAAAGUAGGGCGCUGGCCGCUCGGGAACUUUCAAAUUAUAUUAAUGUGCUUUCCACAGAAUCAGUGUUAAGUUCCUGGAAUGGUGCAAACGACCUUUUGCAGCCUGGAAUUCCCCCAACCGCACGGCACGCAGCACUUCUUUUUUUGCAUGCUUGUUUGAAACGUUUAUCGCCCAGUAUGAAUGAUACGCUUCGAUUGGCUUUUUACUUUAGCCUUAUGGAUAAUACUGGGAUGGACUGCGAGAAGAGCCCUAGGAUGGAACCUGAGCUGGACACAUUCAUUGCGUGUCUUUCUGCCAUUACAGAUGGUGGCGUGAGUUUUGCGUCUAUACUUGAGCCACAGGGUGAAAUUUACGGCCUUGGCGAAUUUUUGCACAACACAUUGAUCCACCUGGCAGACGAUGAGGAGCGUAACGUGGCCGCGUCCACUAUAAAAGCAACCCUCACCUACCUUUUAAGCUGUGUUGAUAAUGGCUUGCAGCUGAGCGAAGAUUCUUUGCCGCAUAUAAUUGAUAUUGCAAACUUGUGGGAGGAUGACGAUGACAUACGACGAGUGUCGUUAGAAAUCCUGGUCCGACAUAUUGUGAUUUUACCUCAUAUAUCAGAAUCGGCAUUGAGUGGAACACUCAUCCUCUUCAUCAGAAUGCAAAAUAUAAAUGCCCACUUGAAUUGCGAACCUAACGGAAUGUUGUGUCAGCUAUUCGCUGGAAAGAGUGGCAACAAUUUGUUCAGAUUGUUCCUUGAUCUAGAAAUUAAAGAUGAGCAGUGCUCGAGGUAUUUUAUGAUAUUGAUAAAUCUCUUAACACAGAAAGAAUUCACUACACGCUGGCAGGAGCCGAGCACAUCUCCAAAAUACUUGGGCACGCUACUUACGAGGCUCUUUCUUGAAGUAUACAAAGGUUCAGAACCUCACGAGGUUGUACAGUGCCUUAUUUUGACUUCUUUUACGAAAAUGUUAGGAUGUCGAGAGUUCCUUAACUAUAUGAAAACCUAUCCUCAAUUUUGGCAGACAGCGGGGACCAACCAAUCCUCUACAACUGUUUUUCAAUUAUUGGGAGAAAUUCUCCAGAAGGAACAGUUAAACAGUCCAAUAAAGCACAGAAUACAGUCAGUUUUUGGCUAUAUCAUACAUCUAUCGUUAACUGAAAAAUACAGUCUGAUUGGCUGUGAUGAUCUCAGCACCAUUAUUCCGAUCCUUCUACCAUGCGGCAAGUUCUUGGACUCCAAGAUGAUUUCCCAGGUGUUCCAAUUGCUGAACAAGAAUGCGCAGGUAUGCUACACUUGGCUAAACGAGAUAAUUACUAAUUUUUAUGAAAUCGAUGGACCCUCAACAACGCGGUGUUACUCUGUCGAUCUAAUUAUCAAAAUUAUCAAAGAGGCACCGAAUGUUGAACUUCGUACAAGUAACUUCUUACUGGGAGCCAUGAAGAGACUUCUUUGCAACAUGUCUACCGAAGUAGACGGCGAAGUAGUAAGCAGGCUAGCGGAUCUUUAUUCGGAAGGCUGCCGAAGUCUAUCGAAAGAACUUGUUGAGGGAAUCAAUAACGAUGUCAUAACCCCUAUGUUCACGACAGAUGCCAAGCGGGGACGGUCGGCCCGCGCACAUCUGGGCUUUACCUCUUCUUUACUCUCCAAUCCAGAUAAUAAGCGUUCAAUUGCAGAAAACUGUGCUUCACUUGCUGUAUGGAGUAUAACCCAUAGAGAAGGAGAAAUCUUUUCAUCGUUUUACUGCCUCCUGAUUCAGAUUGUAAAAUACGCCCAGCAAGUAUCCCAUGUCGAGCUUUGUCUAACAGCCGCAAAGGUAUUAACCAAGAUACAUUGUCGCGAUUCUGACGAGGUUGUAAUAAUGGAGACUAAUGACGUUGAAGGCAUAUCAACGGCAUUGCACAAAAAUUCAAAAGUCAAAACAGCAUACACGGGAUCUAAAUGGUCAUUUCCAGAGGAGAUACCCCAUCUGAAAGAAGCACAAAGGAUAGCUUUUAGUGGCUCCUGCCGUUUACCAACAUUCGGAGAAAAUGUGACAGUUCGGGCGCUCCCCACAAUUGAUAUCCGCUUAUGGGUAUCAGUUGCAAUAUCCAUUCUCGAGGAGCCCUACGAUUGGGAAGUCUACUCGUAUCUUCUCACAUAUAUGUGCCCUCAAUUUGCGAGUUUAGUGUCACUCAGGACCAUUGAUGAUCUGAUAAUUAAAUACUUAGACGUCAUUUGUCGGCACUUAAAACAGGGAACUAGUUUGACUCUGAAUCUUCCUGGAGACAUUUCCACUGAUGAUUUAUACAUUGCCCACAUCAGGUGCCUGUCAUCCAUUUUGGGCUAUCACAGUUAUCUGCCCAAGAGCUUUUCGGACGUUAUUGUGGAUUCAUUACUCCAUGGGAUACAAUCAUCUGAAAAAGCCAUGAUACCUGUUUUGCACUUGUUGACCAUCUGUUCUCAAGAAGUUCCAUCUUCCGUAAAGAGAUACCUAACACCCAUUCUUGUCCAGCUUCAGACCAGGAUAACUACUUCCUUUACAACGCCUGCAAUAUUAGAGUUUCUGUUAGCACUAUCAGAUUCGCCGCUGAUAAUUUCGCACUUGACGCCUGAUGAAUUGAAGAGAGUACUAGCUAUAGCUUUCAAAUUAAUUCAAAGCUCAAAGGACCUGAAAAGAAUGGCUACAAUACAGAAUAUUGUCCAAAAUAUCUCUUACACAGAGCAAGACGCUGACUUCACCCCAUCAACCCAGUCGUUCACCAUUAGCCCUUCUAUUGCACAUUUCUUUUUGACACUAUCAUACAUCGUCAUUUCGAGUUGGUUUUUACGGAUGCGAAUUCCUAGUCGCACAGAACUGGCUCCAUUUGUGGUGAAGAAUCUUAUUGCGAUAGCAUCUGAUGAAUAUGGCGAUGAAGACUUUGAUGCUCGCUCCUACCUUGAAGCUAUAUCAAGAUUUACAACAUCAAGAGACGAUACUGCAUCUUUUUACAAAAUUUUGGAAGACAGACCUCAUGAGGGUGACGAAAAGUUUAGUUUUGGAAGAUGGGCGCUACCUGACAAGAUUGUCAGCAUUGAGACACAAAAAUCAACCGGUGCGUCUAGGAUAGUGGUGAGGAGCUGUUGCAAUGUGGAUGUUUUGAGUCUGCAGAUGGCUGAUAAGUGCCUUCCUGAGACCCAUGACAUUUUUUCAUUGAACAAACAAGACUCUGAACCUGCCAAGCCCUCUGGCGCGAAACCAUUAUAUACAUCGAGCUACAUGUUCAUGCGUUUAGGAUCUUUUGGAAAGAUGGCCUUGAAUGUUACUGGUAAUCGAACGAUCGCUAAAUCAGUCCAGCUUCUUGACAAAAUUCCUUUUACAAAAUUUCACAAAAUCGGUUUGCUCUAUAUCGGUCCAAAACAGUUCACAGAAACAGAAAUUUUGUCGAACACUGAUGGCUCCCGUCAAUACACCAAGUUUUUGUCCCAAUUAGGCCAGGUCAUCCAACUGGCUAAGUCAGACAAUUCUUAUGUAGGGGGUUUGGAAGCGGACAGCGAUGGACAGUACGCGUUGACUUGGAGAGACGAGAAAACACAGGUUGUGUUUCACACGGUGACUUUAAUGCCAAAUAAUGUUAAUGACCCACAAUGCUCUUUGAAAAAAAGGCAUGUUGGGAACGACUUUGUGAGCAUCUUUUAUGAUGAAUCCGGCUCGCCUGACUUCGACUUCAAUUUAAUCAAGAGCCAGUUCAACUUCAUAAACAUUGUGAUAAAACCGUUGGGUUCCGGAAAUUGUGAAAACUUCAAAGUCCGAAUGUACAGAAAGUCAGGAGUUCCCGCAUUCUUCUCCACUUCACAUUUCAAAAUACUGAGCUCCGAAAAUCUGGCUAAGUACGUUCGGCAGGUUUCCGUGGUAGCAGACACCUUCGCCGCGAGCUGGUUUGCUAGUUCUGCUCCUGACAUGUGUACGACCUGGGCCAGAAGAGCGAAAUAUCUGAAGGAGAUGUAUGACAAAGCGUUAAAGAUGACUGACGGAGAAGCAGACGGGACAAACCCACUAGAUUUCACCACAGUUAUCUAA